CUACAGAGACGACAAAAUUAUAUCACUUUUCUUACCGAGAAGAAAUAUCGCCAAUUCCCUGAUGGGCGCCGCCAUCUUUGUUGUGCGCAUUGGAUGACGGGUAAGUUAGCAAAGCCACUGAAAAAUCCAACAUGGCUACCGUCAGCUUGAAACCCAGCCAAGGAGAUGCUGAUGUCCAGGUGACAUAUGAGGACCAACAGAAGAUCAACACAUUUGCUAACAAAAAUGCAAAACUUGUGGAACUGAAAGAGGAAGUUGAGGCGAAGCAGAAAGAGCUUCAAAACCUGGAAGAUGCCUCAGAUGACCUCCUGAUGGUGGAUGAUGAGUCUGCUCCAAUCCCAUACCGGAUAGGGGAGGUAUUUAUAUCCAUGCCACUAGAAGCAACACAGGAGAAGCUAGAAGAAGCCAAGGCCCAGAUUCAACAGCAGAUUGCAGACUUAAAUGGACAAGCAGAUGAAAUUAAGGGAGUUCUAGGAAAGCUCAAAGUGGAACUUUAUGCUAAGUUCAGCAACAACAUCAACCUAGAAAUGGAUGAAGAGUAGAAAAUAGCUUUCUAAAUCAGUGAAUAUUCUCAGUAACAAUGUGUGUCACUUAUAUGAUAGAGUGUAUAAUGUAAUUUGUCACCAUUGUCCAGCUCAUACAAAACUGUAGGUGACAUUACCUUGUGUUUGCUCAGUUGUUGUGUUGUUGUUACAUUUAUGUUGUUUGAUUUUGCAUGUUCUGUCUCACUGCACAUUGAUACCAUGUCACAAGUUUUAACUUAAUACAUUUGUAUAUCAUAUGUUUCAACAGCAUCUUGCAGUUGGUUACAUUUUUGUACAGAAGCAGCAUUAGUUUUACACAAGUUUCUUGAAAACACUGGAUUUGUGCAUAUUGCAACACUGCUAUGUGACUUUGAAAAGACAGAAAUGGUUACAGCUGUGUUUUAAAUAUUUUGUUGCUUCAGUAACUCAGAAGUUGUUCCACAAAAGUUUUGUGAUGUACUGUUUUUGAACACAUGAUAAUAGAAGCACAGAGCUAUAUAUAUCAAACUG
Branchiostoma floridae (Florida lancelet) is the source of this 1034-nucleotide messenger RNA. RefSeq names its product prefoldin subunit 4-like. Gene Ontology annotation, cellular component: prefoldin complex; cytoplasm. NCBI's taxonomy places the organism in Eukaryota, Metazoa, Chordata, Leptocardii, Amphioxiformes, Branchiostomatidae. The coding region runs from base 132 to 542 and encodes 136 amino acids. Gene Ontology annotation, biological process: protein folding. The transcript has 4 exons. The record is from RefSeq and is a predicted model, not a curated record.